Messenger RNA from Aureobasidium melanogenum CBS 110374, 1410 nucleotides. RefSeq lists its product as uncharacterized. The record is from RefSeq and is a predicted model, not a curated record. The transcript is spliced from 2 exons. Gene Ontology annotation, cellular component: endoplasmic reticulum lumen. NCBI's taxonomy places the organism in Eukaryota, Fungi, Ascomycota, Dothideomycetes, Dothideales, Saccotheciaceae. The coding region runs from base 1 to 1410 and encodes 469 amino acids. Gene Ontology annotation, biological process: endoplasmic reticulum unfolded protein response; retrograde protein transport, ER to cytosol.
AUGAAGAGCUUUUGGGCUUUGCCCGCUGUUCUGCGCGCCGCAGUCGCCGCCCAGAAUUCUUUCAGUGUGCAAGACGAUGUUCUUGCCUUCCCCCAGUUCUCGGUCGACUUUCCAGAAGGCCAUGUUUCCUCUCUGCAGGCUCAGGAGAAACUUGACCCCUCUACAUCUGACUCCAACUUUGAUCUUUCUCAUCGAGACACGAAUCCACAAGACUCAGACAAGCCGCAAUACCACUAUGAGGAACUCGUUCUAGCCAACCAACACUACUUGUGUCAAAUUCCACGUCUGCUCGACCAACCACCUUCAUCACAACCCAACGAGACCCUAUCUAAGCAAGACCAUGAGAAAGAGCUGGCUCGCGCAAACACCAGAGGCUGGCAAUUGCUCAAGGGCAUGCAAGGCAACUGCAUCUAUUACUGGAGUGGAUGGUGGAGCUAUAGAUACUGCUACGGCCAGGGUGUCAAGCAAUUCCAUCAACUGCCUUCCUCUCACGGCGUUCCUGUAUACCCUCCUGUCGAGGAUCCCGCUGUACCCGGUUUCAUGCUUGGCGCUGUCCAAGACCAACCGCGCCAUGAUAGCCAAGAAAACCUAUCCGAGGACAAGGCUGUCGGCAAGCUCGAGACCCGCGGAGAGAGCAGGUAUCUUGUACAGCGCCUGGCUGGUGGCACUGUCUGCGAUUUGACGGGCAGAGAACGCCGCAUCGAAGUCCAAUUCCAUUGCAACCCGGCCACUGCAGACCGUAUCUCGCUCAUAAAAGAGGUCGCAACCUGUGCAUAUCUCAUGGUCAUCCAGACCCCACGACUUUGUAACGACAUCGCCUUUCAACCUCCACAGAAGGACCGCGCAAACAAGAUUGCUUGUUCACCCAUCCUCGAUCAAGACCAAGUCCCCGAGUACGAAGCUGCCGUUGCCGCUGCUUCUGAUCUUCUCGGCGAUGACAUACCUAAUCCCUUGGCUGGUUCGCAGUCAAAAGCCCCUGUUACUAUCGGUGGUAUCACCAUUGGUGCUCAUAAGUGGAUUCCUGAAGGCAGCAAGAUUGAAAAAUCAGCCAUCGUGGGAGGCACCAAGGACAAGUUUGUCGAAACCAUUGCUGACAGCUUCGGUAAGGCCAUGUCGGCAGAUGAGCUGAAGAGGCUCGGCCUUGGUGAUGCAAAAAGUGUCGAGACGCUGAAGAAGGAGUUGGAAAAGAUUGCAAACGGUCAAGGCUGGGAGCUUAAAGUCUUCGAUACUCCCGACGGACGCGAAUACAGAGGCGUCUUACUCGGCGAUGAGGAGCCAGACUCGGCCAAGACAAAAGCUGCUGAGGUGACUGAUACAAAGAAAGCUGGAACCAAACCCAGCGACGAUGCUCCGUCUGAUGAUGACCGCGGCUCAGAGGGCUCUGAAGAGACGUAUAAAGACGAGCUUUGA